UUCCUAAUUUUCGCCAUCCGCGUGACAUCAUUAUCGUGCAUUUUGCUAACAGCAGUUUUUCUCAAAUUAUUUCAAUUGUGAAGGUAAAAUGGUUUAGGAUAACGAGGUACGUAUACUUUUAAUCAUAUUUUGUGUAUGUUUUUGUUUAUUGUCUCUUUAUCAUAGCAAAAAAAAAGUCCGAAACAAUGUCGUCACGAAGUCCCUCCCGGCAUGCGCACAGUGAAGAAGCAAUCAGAAAGUGUCUCGACGAAAUCGUGAAGGGCUCUUCUGUAAAAUCCACCUGUAAUAAAUACGGAAUCUCUCGAUCUACUAUUCGAUACCGAUUGAGCAGCAAAUGGCAAAAAACAACCAAACAUGGACCACCCAGUGUUCUCUCUAAGGAAGAAGAAGAUAAAAUUUGUGUCUGGAUCAUUGGGAUGCAACAGCGUGGUUUCCCCGUACAGCGCCGUUCUCUGCUCCUCAAAGUCCAAGAGUUUUUGUCUGCUAAUCCCAGGAAAACUCCAUUUAAAAAUAAUUGCCCUGGCCGGAAAUGGUUCAACUCUUUUAUGCGACGACAUCCUACAUUGUCCCUCCGAACACCAGAGGAAGUAACAUCUGCUAGUGCUCGUGUAAGCGAAAAAGAUAUUCGGAAUUGGUUUAAGGAAGUCUAUCAGUGGCUGGACCGCCAUGGAAUGAGUGAUAUCCUAAUUGACUCAUCCCGUGUGUUUAACGGAGAUGAAACCUCCUUUUAUCUUCAUCCGAAAACUAAAGAAGUCAUUGCACAGAGAGGAAGCAAAAACGUCUACGAAGUGGAACAAGCCUGCAGCAAGCAAAACGUUACCGUGAUGUUUUCGUUCAGCGCAUCCGGACUGGUGGUAAAUCCACUGGUCAUUCUUCCAGGGCAGAGAAUCAGAAAGGAAAUCGCGCAAGGAUUUCCCUCAGAAUGGGGACUUGGGCAGAGUGAGCGUGGGUGGAUGACAUCUCACAACUUCGGUGAAUACAUGAAGAAAGUUUUCCACCCUUUUCUACUUCAAAAAGGAAUCAAGCUCCCUAUAAUAUUGUUUGUGGACGGCCAUUCUUCUCACGUAGGAAUAGAAGUGGCAGAUUUGUGUCAGCAGCUGGGAGUCAUUCUAAUUGCUUUAUAUCCUAACACAACCCGUAUUACGCAACCAGCCGACGUCUCUAUUUUCAAACCAUUAAAAGAUCAGUGGAAGAACGAAGUAGAUGACUGGCGUUCGAAGCAACCAGAUGUUAGCUUCACAUUGCGUCACUUUGGAGGUGUGCUACAGGAAGCAGUAGCAAAGGGAAUUAAAAAGGACAGUAUUACUAACGGUUUUCGUGUGUGCGGUUUGUUCCCUUUCGAUGCUGAGAACGUUGAUUACACUAAAUGCAUAGCGAAAUCGUCGAAUAACACUGUGUCUCCUCCUGUAGUUCCCAGUCAGCAGACUUCAUUACCCAAUAUUGAUACACCCGUAACAAACGAAACAGCUGAUGAACCCGUACUGUCCGAUGCAAAAAGUGUUGAGGUAUUAAUCGGAAAUACUUCAGCUACAGUAACCCACCAACUGUUCACCAGUAACACUGACCCACCCACAUCUGAUGUGAAUAUUCCAUUCACAGUGUCUUCUGCCUAUGUGCCCAUUCACAAAGACAAAAUCAAAAAAGCAAUUGAAGUUAUGGGAAGAUCUACGCUUUCGAAGAUUCAACGACUAAACGCUGAUUUGUCUCAUGAGGAGCAGGUUCUUCAAUAUUUCUACAAAGAGUUUAUUCGCCCUUUUACGACCUUCGCAAAUAACUCAUUUGAGGACGACCACAUUGAACAAAAUGCAAUGGUUGAAAUUGAGGAGGAUGACACAAUAAUGGGAGAGUUAUUGAUCGAUAAUGACGGAAACGUAACCAUCUCGGCGGCUCAAUAUUUUGAGGAAAAGGAUGUGAUUCGUUCCUUGAAAGAAUCGAUGGCAAGCAGUGACAUAACCACAGACACAGACACCGAAGCACUCAAUAAUUCCGUUUCAAUGAGCUUUGGCACUACUGAAAAUAUAUGCGUUGACUCAACUUCUGGUCACCCUGUUCCCAACAUUCUCAGAGAUACAACAAACGUUGUAUCGCAAACAAGGAAGAAAAGUAUUUCCGAAUUUCUUAAGAUUCCACCAACCCCUCGACGAAGCGCGAAGCAUCGAAGCUAUACCAAAAAAUACUUUCCCGUUCUGACGGCCGGAGAACGUAUUGAGGAAAUAAGAAAAGCAGAGCAAGAAAAACAAGAAAAUGAAAUUCAAAAGAAAAUUAGAGCAGCAGAACGAACAGAAGCUAGAAGAAGAACCGAAGAAGCCAAGAAGGAGCGGGCCGAGAAACGAAAGCAAAAAAAGUUGAAUGAGGAAUCAGUGAAAGAAGAAAAAGAAAAUUGUAAUUCGAAGAGAAUUCGAAAAGCGACUACUACAACUCAGAGAGUAAAGUCGAAGAAGUUGAAAACAGAACAUUAAAGCGUUUGUGUGAAAUGGAAUUUGAUUAUAACGCGGCCGGAAACGUGUUGAGGGUAUAAGAAGAGCAGAGCAAGAAAAACAAAACAAUGAAAUUCAGAAGAAAAUUAGAGCAGCAGAAGAGCUAGAAGCUAGAGGAAGAAUAGAAGAAGUCAGAGCAGGUUGAGAAACGAACACAAAAAAGGUUGAAUGAGGAAUCAGUGAAAGAAGAAACAAAAAAACCGUAAUUAGAAGAGAAAGGGAAGUCAAAGAAGAUACACAAAACGUUGAAGCGUUUGCGUGUAAUGGAAUUGAAUUGUAAUACAAUGAUUUUUCAAUAUGAAACAGAGCAAAUGUAAUGUU
Messenger RNA from Armigeres subalbatus, 2798 nucleotides. RefSeq lists its product as uncharacterized. Bases 186 to 2459 code for a protein of 757 amino acids. NCBI's taxonomy places the organism in Eukaryota, Metazoa, Arthropoda, Insecta, Diptera, Culicidae. The record is from RefSeq and is a predicted model, not a curated record. Gene Ontology annotation, molecular function: DNA binding. The transcript is spliced from 3 exons. Gene Ontology annotation, cellular component: nucleus.